Molecule: messenger RNA, 2906 nt
Organism: Mobula hypostoma (lesser devil ray)
Lineage: Eukaryota; Metazoa; Chordata; Chondrichthyes; Myliobatiformes; Myliobatidae
Product: caspase activity and apoptosis inhibitor 1
Exons: 6
Coding region: 507-1403 (298 amino acids)
Source: RefSeq, a predicted model, not a curated record
GGACAGGCAUGGCUGAAUGGGAAGUGGAAAUUAAAAUGGGUGGCCACUGGGAGAUGCCGUUUGCUCUGGCGGGCGGAGUGUAGGUGCUCGGCGAAGAGGUCUCCCAAUCUACGUUGGGUCACCGUCUCACCGAUAUACAGGAGGCCAGACCGGGAGCAUCGGAUACAGUACUGUACACGACCGUAGCAGACUCUCAGGUGAAGUGUCGCCUCAGCUAGCAGGACUGUUUGGCACCCUGAACGGUAGUGAGGGGAGGACGUGUAAGGGCAAGUUCGCACUCGUUUCGCUUGCAAGGAUAAGUAGUAGGAAGGAGAUCAGUGGGGCGGGAUGAAGGAGCGCUGACGCUCGUUGGACAGCGAGCGCUUUCCGACUCUUCUGCUGUCUCUUCUAUUGGUCCGACAGCCUUCCCGUAGGCCCGGCCCGAGCCGACCCACGAACUCGAAUCAGACAGGAAGCAACGGCCCGGGCUCUUCCGGCCGCCGGUCGGGGGUCGGGACGGGAGUCGGAUGAUGGCGGGGAAGAGGUCGGGCAGGGACAAGAAGCGGAAGCGGAGCCAUGGCGAAGAGAGUCAUAGCGAGAGGAAACGCCUCAACUCGGACUCCAGUGCCGUCGAGGCAGGAAGAAUUGCUUCAGAAAAGGAAACAGCCAAUGAGCCCAGUGACUUGGAAGAUGGAGGCCUUGACCUUGGUAUUUGCUUGAAACCAAUCAGUUCCUAUAUCUCUGACAGAAAAGAAAUGCUUGAACAGUGUUUCAGAGUUAUAGGAGAAAAGAAACUCCAGAAGAUGCUCCCAGAUAUUUUGAAGAGCUGCUCUGUAGAAGAAAUUAAAUCACUAUGCUUGGAGCAACUGAUGCUUUUAUCCAAUAAGAAGCUGCUCCAAAUUAUAGAGGGUGAUGACCUAGGAUCAUCAGAUACUGAGGAGGAGGCUGUAGAGAAUGAUAGGUCCAAAAAGAAGUUGGAAACAGAAAGCCAACAAGACAAUAAUGUAGAUUCCACAUCUUCCUAUAAGGAAUACAAUGAACAAGAAGCACCUGGAUUGACACAUGCAGGUGGACCUUCUGGAGAUGAAAGUGAUGCCCUUAGUAUAAAUGCUGAGGCAUAUGACAGUGACAUAGAUCAAAACUGCAAUGAACAAGAAGAGAGUACAGAUGUGGCACUCCCAAGAUGUGCACCAACACAUGUUGGAGUUGAAGACGAGAUUCAGAAGGACAUUGAAAAGAGUGUAAAUGAGAUUCUAGGUUUAUCAGGCUCCACCACGGGGAGAGAUCAAUCAGCUGCUGCCCCCAAUGCUGAUGGAGAUGGUCUUCAACCUUCAGCACAGCAAUUGGAGCUGCUCGAGCUGGAAAUGCGAGCCAGGGCAAUCAAAGCUCUAAUGAGAGCUGGGGAUAUCAAAACACAAACUUAACCCCUGUAAUAAACUUGUUGUGAAACUUGAGACGGUCCAAACUGUCAAAGGCUAACACUACAGGCCAAAUGGAAGAUCAGAAAAUUUCGCUGUAUUCUCACACUUGUCUUUGAUCUUUCUCCUCACAAAGUCUAAAUGUAUUUUUGUGCUGGAAAUAAUUUUUGACAAUGUUUCUGAAAUGUCCUAUUCAGCACUCUGCCACUGAUAUUAGCCAUUGAAAAAACUCUUAAAAGCAUUGUGCUAUGAAAGCAGGUAAGAUGUAAUUAGUAUGUAAUUAGUACUCAUGAAAAUAGUACAUAGUAAUUGUACUCUCGAUGGUCUGUCAGUGAAAUGGUAAGUGGCCUCCUCAUUCAAUCCAGUGUUCAUAUAGGAGUACCAGUUUGAAUGUGGCUUGUUUGUUAACAUUCUGCUUGCAACACGGGCUCAUUUUGACCUCUAUGCAGUUUCACCAGUUUUCAAGGGAGUCUGUACUUUGAAUUGGAAUUGAGGAGAAAUGUUGAGUGGUGGAGAGAACUUCAUCUCAAUGUAGUUUUUACUUUAUAUUUAUGCACUAUUAUAAAAUUUGAUUACUUCAAAUGAUAUUUGUUUGUACAAAUCUGAGCCAUGGUUAUAGUGAUAGGUUGUCACACGCAAGUCUUUUUCUCCCCUAGAAGGUAAUUUCAAAUUGGGCUGUCACGGUAGUGUAAAAAAAAAUCUAAAUUAAAUAUAAUUCAAAAGGCUUGUCACUGAAGAAAUCAAGCACGACCGUUGAACAAGGAGUUGUGCAGAAUGCAGAAUAUUUGGCUUAUUAUAUAUGUAAAGAAUUUUUUGUCUGACAGGCAUUUUUAUUACUGUCAGUUUAGUUGACAUUUUCAAGUUUUUUUAAUAAGUUCAAGAUCAUGUUUUAAUUACCUGCUGAAAUUAACUUUGUGAAGUUGUUGCAUGUAGACUUUGCUUGUCAUUCAGUGUUUAAGAUCGAUGUACUUUAGCAUUUGAGUAACAUCUAUUGAAUGAUCUGAAAAGAGCAUCCAUUUUAAUUAGAAGAAAAGAAAAUUACUAUAGAUGUUUUUGUUGAAAACUUUUCAAAAUGAAUUCUUGCAGUUCCAAUGAGGUCAUUAAAUUUGUUAAACAAAACGCAUGUUACUUUCAUGCAAUAGCACAAGAUUGCAUUAUUUUUUAUUCUAUUUUGUUGUCAGUUGAUUGUAUUAGUUAUUUUGUAAGCUUUAAAUGUUUUCUGAAUUAUUCAUUAAAAAAAAGUUUUCAAUUUUUGGGUGAACAGUUUUCUACUUUGCUGGCAACCUCUGCUGAAAUGUGUUCUUUGAGGAAAAUAAAUCUGAAUCUUCUCCUGAAAGUAACCACAAGUAUAUAUAAAUUGAACAGAAGGAUUAUUCCAUAUAUGAGUAAAGACUUGAGAGUACUCCUGGAAAGCAAAAUGGCAUUUUCCACUGUAAAAUUGAGAUCAAUGGUAUUAUCUUUGGUAUCAGCACACUUGUCUGGAUUUAAAUGCAAUUAAACUCAAGUGAA